Molecule: messenger RNA, 3280 nt
Organism: Acanthoscelides obtectus
Lineage: Eukaryota; Metazoa; Arthropoda; Insecta; Coleoptera; Chrysomelidae
Source: the annotation of a GenBank genome assembly
CCGCGUCUCUUCGUCUGUUUCCUAACCUGCCUCUCGGGAGCUUCAGCGGCAUUUGCAUUUGUUUUGUUUCUUUCCAGCGCCCUGCCUAUGUCAAUGUCCUCUUUUUCGCGACUACCUCUUAGUUCAGACUCUGUCAAAAGAUGCCAAGUAAUCAAUUUAUUGAAUUUAUCGAUAUAAUAUGUCGAGUACCUUACAUUUUUUUAGUGUGUACAUGUGAAAAUGUAUCUGAGAUAAUACAAUUAUCUAAAACGUGAAACAAGUUGAAACAAUUCUAUAGCGAUAAUACACAAUUCUCACAUGAGAAGCUUUCUACAAAUAAACGUCCGAUUUUGCGUCCUUGAUUUAGCAUUGAAGUUGUGUGUUGUGUCAUAUGGAAUAAAAUUAAAACAGAUAUGAAUCGAGUGUGCUUACCUUUUCUUUCGACUGUGUCCAUAUUGUAUCAGUUUCUUAAGCAGGUACAAUAAAUUGAUGUGAUGAACGAGACUGAUAUUUUGCUGGACACAAGAAAUAAUAGUUUGAAGGAAGUAGUAGUUUACCACUCACAUGAGAGUCUACUUCAAGCUGUAUUACGGAACGAUUCUCGACGUAUUGAUAACAUUAUUAAAACUUCAACCUUAUGUAAUAUAAAAGAAUGCUACUUAAGACAUCAUGGAAGAAACAUCGUUGCUAUUGCUUGCUUAGAAAAUGACGUGACGCCUCAGACUUUGGAUGAAUUGUGUGGUCUGUUGAAACGUAAAUAUGGGGACCAAAAUUAUUCCAAUGAAGAUUUUUACGAAUGGGAACCAAUACAUUACCUCGCCAAAGCGGCUCUUCCAGAGAAACUAGAAUCGUUUAUCAAGCAUGUGGGCAAUGUAGACCAGCUAACAUUCUUUUCGGAAAAUGCCUUACACAUACUGCUCACAUACUCGGUGGAGCCAUUCCAAGUGGUGCUAUCUAAUGGUUCCAAAUCAAGACCGUUCUCAGUAAUUGGCAUAGAGGAAGAUAACAUAGUAAAAUGCGCGGAAAUACUUAUAAAGAAAGGGAUAGAUGUGAACCAUGCGAAUUUUUGGAAUGAAACACCAAUAUCUCUAGCAGCAAGAUAUAGGUAUUCAAAAAUUGUUGAUAUGCUGUUGAAGUCACCUUCUGUUGAUCUGGAUAAUUGUCGAGAAGCUGGGAAAAGCAUAAGGAUUUACUUGAAACGCCACAACAUCUGUUCUACAGCUCUGCUUUCACAGCCAUCAAAUUAUUACCAGGAAGAUGAUGUGAACAUUUUAUUUAGUUUCUUGAAAUCUGGGGAUCAGAAAUCGUUUUUGCAAUACAAUAAUGAAAACAUUAAAGACUACUCAAACUGCUUCGAUAGAUCUAGAGACAAUACGUGUGGUACGAUGUUGCAAUUUUGUUUUUGGAAGGGAUUCAUAGAAUAUGUGAAGAGUGAAUUAUAUCUUGAAGAGUUGAAUAAGACUGAUAUUAUGGAUACACCUAUGCUGGAAAUAUUUUGUAGUAAAGGAUUAAAAAGAUGUAUAUAUCAUCUGUUAAACAACAACGCAGAUCCCAAUUUAACAGAUAGCAAACAUAAAGUUACCAUACUAGAAGCUGCGUCAGUACGUGGUUAUUAUCCAAUGGUGGCAGUUCUGCUGUUGCACAAGAAAAGCCAAAUAAAUAUGGAUGAUAUAUUUGAGAUGUUGCCAAAGUUAUCUUUUAAUACUCGCGCCAAUUUUCUCAGGAAUCAUAAAAUCUACAGAAAUCACUCACUGUACAUGUUUCUGAACAAACUCAUAUCACUACAUAGAAAUAAGCAGGGAACUAGAUUGAGUGAUGCAAAGCUUGCUGUAUUGAAUGAGGUUAUACAUCACCUAAAUUUAGAAAUGCGCGAGACAGACACAGAUGACACGGAGUUAAUAUGCCAAAUACUCAGCUUAGGUCUUCCACUAACUUACGGCAGGAAAGAAGAAAAGAAAAAACAUUUAAUCAUAGAACGAAUUCAUCCAACAAUCCUCAGAAGCCAUUUUGACGAUUGUAUUAGAAACGGCCUCAACUGCAACAGUAUUAUUGAAGAUUACUCUUACGUCAAAAGUGAUGGAACUGUGAUGUAUUCUUACUCAGAAACACAGACUCUCCAGUACUUAAUCGAUGAUCCUAUGAAAGAAGAAUUGAUUUUACAUCCUCUGAUAGUGCUUUUCAUACUUUCACAAUGGAGUAGAGUCUGUUGGUUAUACUAUGCAGACUUGAUAUUUUAUGCUAGUUACUUCAUUUCAAUCUGUUUGUAUAUGAUUUUCAGUCACGUGGGAUUUAUUAGUUUAUUUGUUAACUAUAUGCUUUACACGCUUCUUUUCAUGCAAUUUUUUAAAGAAAUGAUACAGUUAUUUUUUCUUUUUCGUCUGAAAUAUUUCUCGGACAUAUCAAACUAUGCAGAGCUUUCUAUUAUUGGUUUUACGUUAGCAACGAUACUGAUACCAAAUAUAUAUGCUAGAGUUAUUUCAAUUUUGCUUUCGACUGUGAUGUUGUUUUUAAUGUUGAGUCAAAUGCCUACUUUUACUAAAUAUACGCUUAUUUUCGGUUCUACAAAAUACUUUUUGCAGUAUUUUGGUUUCUAUUCUAUACAGUUCAUUGCUUUUGCUAUAUGUUUUUACAUAGUUUUUGAAACUGGUGAUACAACUGAUAUAGAUAAAGGAAAUUACAAUUUCACCAGUAUCACAGCAGAUUUUUCGAAAACGUUGUUUUUAAGUCUUGUACGAUUCACAGGACAGCUUGACGAUCCUGUUAUAGAACCUAAAGAGUACCCAAUUUUUGGUAGAAUUUUGACGAGCACGUUCAUAUUUUUUAUGACGAUUAUUCUAAACAAUCUCUUAGUGGGUCUAAUCGUUUCAGAUAUAAAUGAAAUACAAGAGGAAGCUAGGUUUCACAAGCACGUAAAAAUGGCUGGUUUCAUCAUAAAAACGAACACUAUUAUUAGACGGUUAGAGAAUUUUAAGUCUCUAAAAUCCAUACACAUUUUUGAAAAAGGCAAAAAUAAAGACCUGUCUUCCACUAGCUAUCAAGAUUCCAAGUGGCUUCACAAUGAUCACAAUAGAGAUUAUCUUAGAAGUAUUAGCAAUACCAGAGCAUAUAAUACACAUCUUUUGUAUAAUGUUUUUGAUUUUAUAUCUGAUAAUGAUGUAGCUGAGAAAAACGAGAAUGAAACUAAUUGAUUUUUUAUUUUUAUUAAAAUAAAAUAUUUCACUAAAAUUUGGCGUUUACUAGUUUGAGCCUAUGAUUAUGAUGAAGAAGGCUUGAGGAAACGUUUUUACAAUUUGUUAUUAAC